This is a messenger RNA of Oxyura jamaicensis (ruddy duck), 4591 nucleotides long. It is a transcript of the gene PITPNM3, whose product is annotated as PITPNM family member 3. The record is from RefSeq and is a predicted model, not a curated record. The transcript is spliced from 20 exons. The coding region runs from base 431 to 3244 and encodes 937 amino acids. Lineage: Eukaryota; Metazoa; Chordata; Aves; Anseriformes; Anatidae. Gene Ontology annotation, molecular function: phosphatidylinositol transfer activity; phosphatidylinositol binding; phosphatidylcholine intramembrane carrier activity. Gene Ontology annotation, cellular component: cytoplasm. Gene Ontology annotation, biological process: phospholipid transport.
UCCCGACCGCCUGCGAGCAGCCGCAUCGCACGGGGCUGCCGGUCCGGCUCGGCGCCUGGUCACGCCUGAGCCGCUCGCUGCGCCUUUAACGGCGGCGGCUGCGCCGCGGCGGGUGGGCUGCGCGGGGGAACGGAGCGGCACGGCGGCGCCUCCCGGCCGCGUCUCUCGGCGCCGCAGGCGGGUGGGCGGUGCGGGACCUCCGCCGGGAGCAGAUGGAGUGGCGGGGCGCGGGGUGCCAGCGCGCCGGGAGGGCCCCGCGGGCAAGCAGCUGACGCGGCCGGCGACGGCUUGGCCGGGAGCGGUCAGCCCCGAGAUGGCGAAAGCUCCGCGCCCAGCUUCUAUCAGUUUGUGAAAGCUAAUUCAACCUGGGGAGAAGGCAGAGCCAGUGAGAAAAGCUGGUCUGUGCCGAUUCAGCGGUGCUCAGUGGCACAUGCAGAAUGUCCUCAAAGACUCUGUGGAGAGCUCCGAUGACGAAUUCUUUGAUGCGCGAGAAGAGGUGGUGGAAGGAAAAAGUGCCAUUCUUAUAGGCAUGAGCCAAUGGAACUCAAAUGACCUUGUUGAGCAGAUAGAAACAAUUGGGAAGAUGGAAGAAAAUCAAGGUGAAUUAUAUAGAGCCUCUUUAAGAAAACAAAGGUUACCUGCACAAGGCAGUAUUGAAAUACAUGAGGACAAUGAGGAAGGAGUUAAACACCAGAAAUGCAAAACUCAUGUGCUAAUUCUGAUCCUACAUGGGGGGAACAUCUUAGACACUGGAGGAGAGGACCAAAGCAGCAAGCUGGCAGACAUCAACACCUUCAGUUCUGUGUUUGAAAAAGUCACCCAAGCCCAUUUCCCUUCUGCUUUGGGACAUAUCUUAAUCAGACUUGUUCCCUGCCCUGCAAUCUGUUCAGCAGCCUUCUCUCUUGUUUCCAACCUAAAUCCCUACAGCUAUGAUGAAAGCUGUCUCAGCAGCAGUGAAGACCACAUCCCACUGGCUGCCUUGCCCUUGCUGGCUGUUUCUUCCCCUCAGUACCAGGAUGCAGUUGCCAUGGUGAUCACUAGAGCAAACCAAGUUUACAAUGAAUUUCUCAAAUCUACAGAUGGGGUUGGUUUUAAUGGACAGGUGUGUCUUGUUGGUGACUGCAUUGGAGGAAUUUUGGGUUUUGAUGCCAUCUGCUAUAAUGCUAAUAGAGCUGAUGAGAGUCGGAACAGUAGCAGGAGAGGAAGCAUCAGCAGCAUCCAGGAUAAUCCCCUUUUAACAGAGGACUCCAGUCUGGGUGGCAGCAAACGCCUGAGCAAAAGCAAUAUUGACAUCUCGGAAAUCAUGGAGGAUGAGGACCCAAGGCAGCCGUUGCCUAGGAAACAGAGUGACUCAUCCACCUAUGGCUGUGAUACUAUAACCCAGCAUCAUGCUUUCCUGUCUAGCAUCCACUCAAGUGUGCUGAAAGAUGAUGCAGACUUUCUUCCUGUGAAUUCCAGUCUCUCAGAAGUAAACCUGGGCCGAUUUGAAUUUGAGGUGUCUGAUUUCUUCAUCUUUGGAUCACCACUUGGUUUGGUGCUGGCCAUGAGGAGUACUGUUCUGCCAGGCCUGGAUGUAUGCCAGGUCCGCCCAGCCUGCAGCCAAGUUUACAGUUUCUUUCACUCUGCUGAUCCCUCUGCCUGCAGACUUGAACCAUUGUUGGAGAAAAGAUUUCAUCUCCUGCCUCCAUUCAGUGUCCCACGGUACCAGAGAUACCCACUGGGGGAUGGAAGAUCUCACCAGUUAGGUGAUGCCAUCCAAAACCACAGUGCUCUGUUCCUUGAGAACAGCUCUUUGAACAUAACUCUUGCUCAGGAGAGUCCUGAAUCUCCAAAUGCAUCUAAUCAACCACAAGGAAAAGAGAGAAAGUUGAGCUUGGCCAGCACAAACAGUGAAAACUCAGGGUCAACAGAGAGCUUGCCAUCAGCAUACUUCACCAACAUUACUGCAAAGUGGUGGGGAACAAAACGAAUUGAUUAUGCCUUGUAUUGUCCAGAUGUACUGACAGCAUUUCCAACUGUGGCCCUGCCACAUCUGUUCCAUGCCAGCUACUGGGAAUCAACAGAUGUUGUGGCAUUCAUUUUGAGACAGGUGAUGAGGUAUGAAAAUGUAAAUUUCAAGGAGAACAACAGCCUGGAUCCAGCAACACUAAGCCCAUCUAAUCCACGAGAAAAAUGGCUACGUAAAAGGACACAUGUCAAAUUGAGAAAUGUGACUGCUAAUCAUCGAGCUAAUGACAUCAUUGCAGUAGAAGACGGUCCUCAGGUACUAGUUGGGCGCUUUAUGUAUGGGCCUCUGGACAUGGUAGCUUUAACAGGUGAAAAGGUUGAUAUCUUCAUAAUGACUGAGCCAUCUUCGGGUAGAUGGGUGUACUUUGACACAGAGAUAUCCAACAGCAGUGGCCGUAUAUCCUACAGCAUACCCAAACAAAAGAGAUUGAGAGUUGGUGUGUAUCCCAUCAAAAUGGUGGUCAGAGGGGACCAGAGCAGUGCCACAAGCUAUCUGACAGUGCUUCCCCGAGGAAUGGAAUGUGUUGUGUUCAGCAUUGAUGGUUCAUUUGCAGCAAGUGUUUCAAUUAUGGGAAGUGACCCCAAAGUCCGAGCUGGAGCUGUUGAUGUUGUCAGACAUUGGCAGGACCUGGGAUAUCUGAUUAUCUAUAUUACUGGCCGUCCAGAUAUGCAAAAGCAGCGUGUGGUUUCAUGGUUGUCUCAACACAACUUCCCACAAGGAAUGAUCUUCUUCUCUGAUGGACUUGUUCAUGACCCAUUGCGACAAAAGACUAUUUUUCUACGGAAUCUCAUGCAAGAGUGCCACAUCAAAAUCUGUGCUGCAUAUGGUUCCAUGAAAGAUAUUUCUGUUUACAAUGUCUUGGCUCUGUCGCCGUCUCAGAUCUACAUAGUUGGACGAUCAACAAAGAAAUACCAGGCACAGUGUCAAUUCCUCAGUGAGGGUUACGCAGCCCACUUGGCCUCGCUGGAGUUCAGUCUUCAUUCACGACCCAAAAAGAACAACUCUCGGAUGAUCUUGAGAAAAGGCAGCUUUGGCCUUCACUCCCAACCUGAGUUUUUGCGCAAGAGAAACCAUCUCCGCAGGACUAUGUCUGUGCAGCAACCUGACCCACCUUCUUCAAACCCCAAACCAGAGCGUGCCCAGAGUCAGCCCGAAUCAGACAAAGAUCAUGACAGACACUUGCCCUCCAUAGCUUGGGUUAGAGGUGGAGUUCACAAAUUUGAAUCUGUCCCCUAGGAAGCCUGGGGAUGUAGAUCUUGGAUGCCAUCCCCUUAAACUUGUAAUCAUGCCUCAAAGAUAAUAUUUAGGCAGCUUCAAACUAGAAAAUGUAGAGGGGAACCUGUACCUCAGAGUCAUUCCUGCUCUAGAUGCCUUCUUAUACCAACUAGGGAACUUGCAGUUCGUUCCUCUUGACAUGUUUAUUGGGAAAUUUUAAAACAAUCUAAAACUAUCGGAAGUGCUUAAAACAUCAAAGCAACAGGAAAAAAAAUUUUUGGUUAUUUUGUACAGUACAUACAAUAAAAUGUGCAAUAAGAGAAAAAUCUGCAACAAGCUGUUUUUUAUUCAAAAGAAGGAUUGUGGUAGCAGCUAACUAGCUGCACCCAAAGCAGUAUAAACAGUAGGUCCCAUUGGUUACAGGGAAAGUUUGCACUUUAACCAUUAGUUUUAUCUGCUGCCACUUCACUUUCGAUAAAGAGAUAUAUUUGCAAGGGAAGAGGAAGAGGGAAUACAAUAAUGGGUGAUUAGAAUUUGUACAGCAAGAGGCUUGUUGGGUGCCUUUAACCCAAGAUAUCCUUUCAGCUUACAUUGUUGGUCAACGGACUCAGAUAUAGGCAUGUUGUCUGAAGUGCUGUAAUUUGGAGAACUCCACCUAUGAACCAAAUCAUAAAUGCUUCGUGUUAGAAAUAAAUGUCUAUGCCACGGUUUGAAGUAGUUAGUGUUGCUGUAUACAAAGUGAUGUGCAAGUGUACAAAAAUCACAUUGUUUUGUUGAACUUGGUGACUGUGCAAAAUGUGUUAACUACUGUGAGUAAGGACAUGCCUCCAACCAUCUAAGUCUGAAACACAGAUCCUAAGAUGGUAACCUAAAGGCAACUUUUUUACUAAGGGAUCUGCAAACUUCAGAGCAAUCAAUUUUUCCAUUAUUCUAACUAGAAACUUUAAACUGGAGGAGGAAAAAGUGAUAAAUGCUAAUGGAAUUCCUGGGAGUAAAUUAUUUACUUUCUCAUGCUUUACAGCAACUGCUGUGCUAAGACAAUCUGUAGCAGUCAGAAUUACAGCCUAUGAGCUUCAAAGAAUGGAGAUGACAAAUUACAGGUGCCAAGUAGACAUUUUCCUACUGAUUUAAAUUUAUCUCAGAUCUCUCAAUGAACUUAUUAAAAGUAAAAAUGUGUGAAGUUUUCUCUAGGUGAUAAUAUUUCUGAACUAAACGUUGCAAUUAGUUUAACGUAGCUGCAGUUUGCAGCUUCUUUAUGCAACUAUUUCCACCAAACUAUAAAUUUACCAUGAGAACUUCCAUGAUAGAACUGAUGCAUGUUUCAAAACCUGUAAUGAAGUUGCUAGUGCACUUUUUUUUUUUCUCCUU